This is a messenger RNA of Orcinus orca (killer whale), 14351 nucleotides long. RefSeq names its product calcium voltage-gated channel subunit alpha1 E (gene CACNA1E). The record is from RefSeq and is a predicted model, not a curated record. NCBI's taxonomy places the organism in Eukaryota, Metazoa, Chordata, Mammalia, Artiodactyla, Delphinidae. The coding region runs from base 578 to 7936 and encodes 2452 amino acids. Gene Ontology annotation, molecular function: high voltage-gated calcium channel activity. Gene Ontology annotation, biological process: calcium ion import across plasma membrane; chemical synaptic transmission. The transcript has 50 exons. Gene Ontology annotation, cellular component: membrane; neuronal cell body; voltage-gated calcium channel complex.
CGGCGUCCGUCUCCGCACUCUCCCGCCUCGCGGUGCUGCCCGGCCCGACUGCUAUUUCUUUCUCUGUUUGGGUACAGCUCCAGUCUUCUUGUCUCCGUCUGACCCCUCUGGGGGGCAUGUGUGCGAGUUCUCGUUCUGAUUCUCAGACAUUUCUUUUCCACUGUGUGGGCAGGAGACAGAUUUUUCCCCGCGAACUGUCUCCCGUCUCUUUUAUUCAUUUUAUUCUCUGUUUCUCUCCUUUCCCUCCUCCUGCCUUCCCGCCCGCCCCCCUCUUCUUUUUUCCCGAUUCCUCCUUCCCCCUUCAAUUUCACCAUCUCUCCUGCCCCCUCUCCCCGUGCCCCUUCCGCUCCCCGUGUGCCCUUUGAAAAUAAUUUUGUGAUGUCUCGGGAAUACUAGCACACUCUCCUCAUUCAUCCGAGCGCGGGACUCUGCGUUAAUUCAAGAAUUCUUCAAAGGAUUAAAGUUGCUUUCACUACUUGGUUAAAUCAGCUUUUCCCAAGAGAGAUAUUUCAGAGAUGUCACCACUAUAUGCAGGCACAGAGUGGAUGUCUGACCAACAUCUGAGCAAUGUUCUGUGAUGGUGCCCGACAUGCGUGGACUGAGCCCCGGCCGCAGGCUGCUGGAGCCCGCCCUCUGCCCGGCUGCGGGCGGGAGCCCUGAGCCCGGGGCCGAGGGCCGCCGCCGCCACCGCCACGUCCUGGCCCUGCCCGAGGAGGAGGCAUGGCGGCCCCAGCAGUGCGCCCUGCUCGAGGCCGAAGCCUCGGACGAGGCGGGCAUGCUGCCGGCCUCCCCGCGCGCCUCCGCCGCCGGCUUCGACAACUUCUUCCCGGUGCAGGAGGGCGAGGGCCCAGGCUGGGAGGGCGGCUCCAGCCCCUUCCUCCCGGUGAGCCCCGAGGUGAUGAAGCGGCGGCGCGGGGGUCUUAUCGAGCAGCGCGACAUCAUCAAGGCCCACGAGGCGCACAAGAUGCAGAGCACCCCGCAGGCGCGGCGCAAGGAGUGGGAGAUGGCUCGCUUCGGGGAGGCGGUGGUCGGCAGGCCGGGGUCGGGAGAUGGAGAUUCGGACCAGAGCAGGAACCGGCAAGGAACCCCCGUGCCGGCCUCCGGGCCGGCGGCCGCCUACAAGCAGUCGAAAGCGCAGAGGGCGCGGACUAUGGCUUUGUACAACCCCAUUCCCGUCCGGCAGAACUGUUUCACCGUCAACAGAUCCCUGUUCAUCUUCGGAGAAGAUAACAUUGUCAGGAAAUACGCCAAGAAGCUCAUCGAUUGGCCGCCGUUUGAGUACAUGAUCUUGGCCACCAUCAUUGCCAACUGCAUCGUCUUGGCCCUGGAGCAACAUCUUCCUGAGGAUGACAAGACCCCAAUGUCCCGCAGACUGGAGAAGACAGAACCGUAUUUCAUCGGGAUCUUUUGCUUUGAAGCUGGGAUCAAAAUCGUAGCCCUGGGGUUCAUCUUCCAUAAGGGCUCGUACCUCCGCAAUGGCUGGAAUGUCAUGGACUUCAUCGUGGUCCUCAGUGGCAUCCUGGCCACUGCGGGAACCCACUUCAACACACAUGUGGACCUGAGGACGCUCCGGGCUGUGCGUGUCCUAAGGCCCCUGAAGCUCGUGUCGGGGAUACCUAGCCUGCAGAUUGUGUUGAAGUCCAUCAUGAAGGCCAUGGUGCCUCUGCUGCAGAUUGGCCUUCUGCUCUUCUUCGCCAUCCUGAUGUUUGCGAUCAUCGGCUUGGAGUUCUACAGUGGGAAGCUGCACCGAGCUUGCUUCAUGAACAAUUCAGGUAUUCUAGAAGGAUUUGACCCCCCUCACCCAUGUGGUGUGCAGGGCUGCCCAGCUGGUUAUGAAUGCCGGGACUGGAUCGGCCCCAAUGACGGGAUCACCCAGUUUGAUAACAUCCUUUUUGCUGUGCUGACUGUCUUCCAGUGCAUCACCAUGGAAGGGUGGACCACCGUGCUGUACAAUACCAAUGAUGCCUUAGGAGCCACCUGGAAUUGGCUGUACUUCAUCCCACUGAUCAUCAUUGGAUCCUUCUUUGUUCUCAACCUCGUCCUGGGAGUGCUUUCUGGGGAAUUUGCCAAAGAGAGAGAGAGAGUGGAGAACCGGAGAGCUUUCAUGAAACUGCGGCGCCAGCAGCAGAUCGAGCGUGAACUGAAUGGGUACCGCGCGUGGAUAGACAAAGCAGAGGAAGUCAUGCUCGCUGAAGAAAAUAAAAAUGCUGGAACGUCAGCCUUAGAAGUGCUCCGAAGGGCAACCAUCAAAAGGAGCCGGACGGAGGCCAUGACGCGGGACUCCAGCGACGAGCACUGUGUCGACAUCUCCUCUGUGGGCACACCCCUCGCCCGAGCCAGCAUCAAGAGUACAAAGGUGGACGGGGCCUCCUACUUCCGGCACAAGGAGCGGCUUCUGCGUAUCUCUAUCCGCCACAUGGUUAAAUCCCAGGUGUUUUAUUGGAUUGUGCUGAGCCUUGUGGCUCUCAACACCGCCUGUGUGGCCAUCGUCCAUCACAACCAGCCCCAGUGGCUCACCCACCUCCUCUACUAUGCAGAAUUUUUGUUUCUGGGACUCUUCCUCCUGGAGAUGUCCCUGAAGAUGUACGGCAUGGGGCCUCGCCUUUAUUUUCACUCUUCGUUCAACUGCUUUGAUUUUGGGGUCACAGUGGGCAGCAUCUUUGAAGUGGUCUGGGCGAUCUUCAGACCUGGUACAUCUUUUGGAAUCAGUGUCUUGCGAGCUCUCCGGCUUCUAAGAAUAUUUAAAAUAACCAAGUAUUGGGCAUCCCUCCGGAAUUUGGUGGUCUCCUUGAUGAGUUCCAUGAAGUCAAUCAUCAGUUUGCUCUUCCUUCUCUUCCUCUUCAUCGUUGUCUUUGCUCUCCUAGGAAUGCAGCUGUUUGGAGGCAGGUUCAACUUUAAUGAUGGGACUCCUUCAGCAAACUUUGACACCUUCCCUGCAGCCAUCAUGACUGUAUUCCAGAUCCUGACGGGUGAGGACUGGAAUGAGGUGAUGUACAAUGGGAUCCGCUCCCAGGGUGGGGUCAGCUCAGGCAUGUGGUCAGCUAUCUAUUUCAUUGUGCUCACCUUGUUUGGAAACUACACACUGCUGAAUGUGUUCUUGGCCAUCGCUGUGGACAAUCUGGCCAAUGCCCAGGAGCUGACCAAGGAUGAACAGGAAGAAGAGGAGGCCUUCAACCAGAAACACGCGCUGCAGAAGGCCAAGGAGGUCAGCCCGAUGUCUGCACCCAACAUGCCUUCCAUCGAAAGAGACAGAAGGAGAAGACACCACAUGUCGAUGUGGGAGCCACGCAGCAGCCACCUGAGGGAGCGAAGGCGCCGACACCACAUGUCGGUGUGGGAGCAGCGCACCAGCCAGCUGAGAAGGCACAUGCAGAUGCCCAGCCAGGAGGCCCUCAACAAGGAGGAGGCCCCACCCAUGAACCCCCUCAACCCCCUCAACCCCCUGAGCUCCCUCCACCCACUCAAUGCCCACCCCAGCCUCUACCGGAGACCCAGGCCCAUCGAGGGGCCGGCCCUGGGCCUGGGUCUGGAGAAGUGUGAGGAGGAGCGCGUCAGCCGCGGGGGGUCCCUCCAGGGGGACGGAGGGGACCUGUCGAGUGCCCUGGACAACCAGAGGAGCCCCGUGUCCCUGGGCAAACGGGAGCCGCCCUGGCUGGCCAGGCCCUGUCAUGGGAACUGUGACCCGACCCAGCAGGAGGCCGGGGGCGGGGAGACCGUGGUGGCCUUCGAGGACCGGGCCAGGCACAGGCAGAGCCAGCGGCGCAGCCGGCACCGCCGCGUCAGGACGGAGGGCAAGGAGUCCUCCUCCGCUUCCAGGAGCAGGUCUGCCAGCCAGGAGCGGAGUCUGGAUGAAGCUGUGCCCAGUGAGGGGGAGAGGGACCUCGAGCCCAGGGACAGCCAUGGGGGCAAGGAGCCCACAAUCCAGGAGGAAGAGCGAUCCCAGGACUUAAGGAGGACCAAUAGUCUGAUGGUGCACAGACGCUCCGGGCUGGCAGGAGCCCUCGACGAGGCCAACACACCCCUCGCCCUGCCCCAACCAGAGCUGCAAGCGGAGAAGGAUGCAGCGCUGACGGAACAGGAGCCGGAGGGCAGCAGUGAGCAAGCCCUGCUGGGGGACGUGCAGCUGGACAUGGGCCGGGUCAUCAGCCAGAGUGAGCCCGACCUCUCCUGCACCACGGCCAACACGGACAGGGCUGCCCCCGAGAGCACCAGCGUCACCGUCGCCAUCCCUGACGUGGACCCCUUGGUGGACUCGACCGUGGUGCACAUCAGCAGCAAGACUGAUGGAGAAGCCAGUCCCUUGAAAGAGGCAGAGAUCAAAGAGGAUGAGGAGGAAGUGGAGAAGAAGCAGCAGAAGAAGGAGAAGCGUGAGACGGGCAAAGCCAUGGUGCCUCACAGCUCAAUGUUCAUCUUCAGCACCACCAACCCGAUCCGCAGGGCCUGCCACUACAUCGUGAACCUGCGCUACUUUGAGAUGUGCAUCCUCCUGGUGAUCGCAGCCAGCAGCAUUGCCCUGGCGGCCGAGGACCCCGUCCUGACCAACUCGGAGCGCAACAAAGUGCUGAGGUAUUUUGACUAUGUUUUCACUGGCGUCUUCACCUUUGAGAUGGUUAUAAAGAUGAUAGACCAGGGCUUGAUCCUGCAGGAUGGGUCCUACUUCCGAGACCUGUGGAACAUCCUCGACUUUGUGGUAGUGGUUGGUGCAUUGGUGGCCUUUGCUCUGGCAAGCAACAAGGGCCGGGACAUCAAGACCAUCAAGUCCCUGCGGGUGCUGCGUGUGCUGAGACCGCUCAAGACCAUCAAGCGCCUGCCCAAGCUCAAGGCUGUCUUCGACUGUGUGGUCACCUCCUUGAAAAAUGUCUUCAACAUACUAAUUGUCUAUAAGCUCUUCAUGUUCAUCUUUGCUGUCAUCGCAGUUCAACUUUUCAAGGGCAAGUUCUUCUAUUGCACAGACAGUUCCAAGGACACAGAGAAGGAGUGCAUAGGAAACUAUGUAGAUCACGAGAAAAACAAGAUGGAGGUGAAAGGCCGAGAAUGGAAGCGCCAUGAAUUCCACUAUGACAACAUCAUCUGGGCCCUGCUGACCCUCUUCACCGUCUCCACAGGGGAAGGAUGGCCUCAAGUUUUGCAGCAUUCUGUCGAUGUGACAGAGGAAGACCGAGGCCCGAGCCGCAGCAACCGCAUGGAGAUGUCCAUCUUUUACGUGGUCUACUUUGUGGUCUUUCCUUUCUUCUUCGUCAACAUCUUUGUGGCUCUCAUCAUCAUCACCUUCCAGGAGCAAGGGGACAAGAUGAUGGAGGAGUGCAGCCUGGAGAAGAACGAGAGGGCGUGCAUCGACUUCGCCAUCAGUGCCAAACCACUCACCCGCUACAUGCCCCAGAACAGGCACACCUUCCAGUACCGCGUCUGGCACUUUGUGGUGUCUCCAUCCUUUGAGUACACCAUCAUGGCCAUGAUCGCCCUGAACACUGUCGUGCUGAUGAUGAAGUACUACUCUGCUCCGUGUACCUAUGAACUGGCCCUGAAGUACCUGAAUAUCGCCUUCACCAUGGUGUUCUCCCUGGAAUGUGUCCUAAAGAUCAUUGCGUUUGGCUUCUUGAACUAUUUCCGAGACACCUGGAACAUCUUUGACUUCAUCACGGUGAUUGGCAGUAUCACAGAAAUUAUUCUGACAGACAGCAAGCUGGUGAACACCAGUGGCUUCAAUAUGAGCUUUCUGAAGCUCUUCCGAGCCGCCCGCCUCAUCAAGCUUCUGCGUCAAGGCUACACCAUCCGUAUUUUACUUUGGACCUUCGUGCAGUCCUUUAAGGCCCUCCCCUACGUCUGCCUUCUGAUUGCCAUGCUUUUCUUCAUCUAUGCCAUCAUUGGGAUGCAGGUCUUUGGAAACAUAAAAUUAGAUGAGGAGAGUCACAUCAACCGGCACAACAACUUCCGGAGUUUCUUUGGGUCCCUCAUGCUACUCUUCAGGAGUGCCACGGGUGAGGCCUGGCAGGAGAUAAUGCUGUCGUGCCUCGGGGAGAAGGGCUGUGAGCCUGACACCACCGCACCCUCAGGGCAGAGCGAGAGCGAGCGCUGUGGCACCGACCUGGCCUACGUGUACUUCGUCUCUUUCAUCUUCUUCUGUUCCUUCUUGAUGCUCAACCUGUUCGUGGCCGUCAUCAUGGACAACUUUGAGUACCUGACUCGGGAUUCAUCCAUCCUGGGGCCUCACCACCUGGACGAGUUUGUCCGUGUCUGGGCAGAGUAUGACAGAGCGGCAUGCGGCAGGAUCCCGUAUAAGGAUAUGUACAAAUUAGUGCGGGUGAUCUCGCCACCUCUGGGCCUGGGAGAGAACUGCCCCUACAGGGUGGCUUGCAAGAGGUUAGUCCUGAUGAAUAUGCCGGUGGCUGAGGACAUGACUGUCCACUUCACUUCCACGCUUAUGGCUCUGAUCCGGACAGCUCUGGACAUUAAAAUCGCCAAAGGUGGUGCGGACAGGCAGCAGCUAGACUCAGAGCUACAGAAGGAGACCCUGGCCAUCUGGCCUCACCUGUCCCAGAAGAUGUUAGAUCUGCUUGUGCCCAUGCCCAAAGCCUCUGACCUGACUGUGGGCAAAAUCUAUGCAGCAAUGAUGAUCAUGGACUACUAUAAACAGAGCAAGGUGAAGAAGCAGAGGCAGCAGCUGGAGGAACAGAAAAACGCACCCAUGUUCCAGCGGAUGGAGCCGUCAUCUCUGCCUCAGGAGAUCAUUGCUAAUGCCAAAGCCCUGCCUUAUCUCCAGCAGGACCCCGUUUCAGGCCUGAGUGGCCGGAGUGGAUACCCUUCGAUGAGUCCACUCUCUCCGCAGGAAAUAUUCCAGUUGGCCUGUAUGGACCCAGCUGACGAUGGACAAUUCCAGGAACAGCAAUCUCUGGAGCCAGAGGUUAGUGAAUUAAAAAGCGUGCAGCCCUCUAACCAUGGCAUCUACCUUCCUUCGGACACCCAGGAGCAUGCGGGAUCUGGGAGGGCAUCCUCUAUGCCACGCCUGACUGUGGAUCCCCAGGUGGUGACAGACCCUAGCUCCAUAAGACGUUCAUUUUCCACUAUUCGGGAAAAGCGUUCAAAUUCCUCUUGGCUGGAGGAAUUCUCCAUGGAGCGAAGCAGCGAAAACACCUACAAGUCGCGUCGCCGGAGUUACCACUCCUCCCUGAGGCUGUCAGCCCACCGCCUGAACUCUGACUCAGGCCACAAGUCCGACACCCACCGCUCAGGGGGCAGAGAGCGGGGACGAUCGAAAGAGCGAAAGCAUCUUCUCUCUCCCGACGUCUCCCGCUGCAACUCCGAGGAGCGAGGGACCCAGGCCGACUGGGAGUCCCCAGAACGUCAUCAGUCCCGGUCUCCCAGCGAGUGCAGGUCGCAGACCUCCAACAGACCGGGCACAGGGUCCCUCAGUGAAAGCUCCAUUCCCUCCGUCUCCGACACCAGCACCCCAAGACGAAGUCGUCGGCAGCUCCCACCUGUCCCUCCGAAGCCUCGGCCCCUCCUUUCCUACAGCUCCCUGAUAAGACACACUGGGAGCAUCUCCCCACCUGCUGAUGGGAGCGAGGGUGGCUCCCCACUGACCUCCCAAGCUCUGGAGGGCAAUGACGCCAGCCUGCCCGAGCCUUGCAACCCCCGGUACGUACAGCAGGGCCACCCCUCCUCCCCACAGCGCUACAUCUCUGAGCCCUACCUGGCCCUGCACGAAGACUCCCACGCCUCGGACUGUGGCGAGGAGGAGACGCUCACCUUUGAAGCAGCUGUGGCGACCAGCCUCGGCCGGUCCAACACCAUCGGCUCAGCCCCGCCCCUGCGGCACAGCUGGCAGAUGCCCAAUGGGCACUAUCGGCGGCGGAGGCACGGGGGGCCUGGACCAGGCAUGAUGUGUGGAGCCGUCAGCGACCUUCUGAGCGAUACGGAAGAAGACGACAAAUGCUAGAGGCCGCGCCCCCCUCCGAUGCAUGCUCUUCUCUCAACACGGAGAAAACCAAGACCCCCAAUUGGGAAGCCAGUGCGGCCCGGGGGGGAGGAAGAGGGAGGAAGAAGAUAGAAGGACACCGUGCAUUAUCAGAGAAGAGGAAGGAAAGGACAGAAGGAAAACCGGUCAAACCCACCAAAUCGCUGUAUUUCCCUUGGCAAGAUGGGCACUGCCAUAGUUCUGCCUCUUUGCUGGGGAAAGAAUAUACAAGAACAUGGAGGGUUAUUCCCAGGGGAGAAGGGACACGAGGAUGGCUUUGCUUCCCCUUGCCCCUUCCCACUUUUCUAUAGCCGCGGGGAUGUCAGGCCGGCCUGUGGCUAUGCCUGUUGCCCUGAGAAGCCUGGAAGACAUUCUGGCUCUUAACUGGGGAGUCAUGGAGACCCUGGGAGAGGACUCUCCUCCCUCACCAGCCCUUCCUCCUCGGCCAGCACCCCUGCCACCAGGCCAACCAUGACGGCAUCUCAUGCGUUAUCCUGUGGCUUGCAUCCCCAGAGGAAGCACAGGCUGAGUUCAGGAGCAUUGGAUGUCAAGGGUAGGAGGCAGAGAGGGAGGGGGAAGGGGAAGGGGUCGGGGCGCUGUGGUAGCAGCAGCGAGAGCCGGUCUGGGUGAGCAAAGCCAUAGGCCGGCAGCCCUCACCAUAGCGGGGGGGGGGGGGCAAAGGAGCGGAGAGCUGCUGCUGCUGGUCGCUGCAGUCCCGUCUGAGGCCUGUCACCCACUCAGUAGGUGCUGUGUUCAUUGAGGAUAGGCCAGGGAGGCCCCCUGAGGUCCAGGGAGGUGCCGAAGGCUCUGGUAAGGGUGACAUUUUCAAAGUAUUUAACAACCCGUGGGACCAGGGCACCCGCUGAUGAGCGUGGAGUCCGGCCUCAGCACUGGCACCCCAUGCCCCGACAGGCCUCACUUAGCCCGGGAGAGGCCGGGCACGGGGGAGCCCCGAGGGUGGGCUGAGUGUGGCAGGGGGGCACUUAAGGGGCUCAGGCAGAGUCAGUCUUCCAACCAGUAUAGAGGUAAUUCAGUAUGUGGAACGGCGCUGCAGCCGGCCCAGCACAUACCGGCUGCAUGUCAGCCCAGACUCUGGGCCAGGAGCAGAAGAGCUCUUUGCCAAGCAGCAAGGCCAGUGCCGUGCCAAGGCCAGUGAGCCCAAGUGCCAGUGGCCUGGCCUUCCCAGCCACUCCCCAAGAGGGCAGCACACACACAUCCAAGGUGAGCUACACAUCACCUGGUAGGGACUUCUUCCGGAGAGAUGAGAAAGGCCAACAGAUUGCAACCAGAGAAGCUUCAAUGAGAGAGUCGCUCUGAGUUUACUGAGGAGCUCCCGUGAGGGAGGGACGCUUGGACGGGCAGCUUCUGCAGCUAGUUUGUGGUUGAGGGUCAGUUUGUCAAGGAUACUUUAAGGUGAUGAGUAAAUAUACCUCAGCUUAGACCUGGGCUGUUCCUGCUAGCAAAGCAGGCUCCAGUGGGGCCUCAGUACACAAGGUGACAGGCCUGGGACCCCGGUGGUCCUGAAUAUUCCCCUGGGCUUUCCCCAUCCCUAAAGUAGAGCUGAGCAGAAUACAACCUCAGGACAUUGUUCCUAACCCCCAAAACUCGUAAGCAUUGAGAAGAAGAGAGCCCUUUCUUAGCUGAUCAGUUCUCCUUCACUGUAUCGAUUAUCCAUUCGGUGGAAACACAUCACCCCCUCAUGUCCCUCUCCAGUCCUCCAGCACCAUCACCGUUAGGUGGAAUGAUUUCCUGCAGGGGGUACCAGGCAGGGCCCUCCUCUCCCAGCCAGGAGCAGAUGGAACCUGCCUCCCGGGACCCUCCAUGGGGCGACUCAGAGGCCCCCAACUGAGAUCGCAGCGGAUAAACACUCUUUAUUCUCCUCCGGCCCAGGCAGACUUCACGUCUUGGGUAGGAGCAGUCAGUGGCUGUUAUUACGAACUUGGGUUUUUUUGUUUUGUUGUUUGUUGUUGUGGAAAUAGAAAUAAGGCAUCGUCGUAUCAGCUCUGCAAAGCCAGAUUCAACCCUGUGGCUGCAAAAUCAUUUGUGAUGGCCCUGCCUUCUGUCCUAGACAUGGAUGGAGCUUCACGGCCCAGAGCCAGCCCCCAAACCAAAGCAGUCCUGGGGCAGGAGACGAGUGAGGCAGAGACGUAGGCCUCCCACUCUGAAACCCUCGUCUUUUUUCCCUUUCCUCUCCCACUCAGCACACGCGUGUGCUCAGGGGUAACUGGGAGUGUGACUGUGUAACACCCUGAUCCUAACAGGCGGGAUUGUUACCUGAGACUCAGACUCAGGGCCUUGUACUGUCUUAAAAGGUUUCCCCUGCUCGGUGUCCUUUCCUGCCAAAGUGCUGCUAUGGGCUGCUUCGCACAAAAUUGCUUUCUUCCACCUCGGAAAUGCAGCUUUCCUGAGGGAACGGCUGACACAGGACGGCCAUUCUGCACCAGCGAGUCUAUUGCAUUGUGUUUUGAGAAUGGGUGUUGAAGUGACGUCUUACACCAUUGCAACAGGAGGCACUGAGGCUGGCAGAGCAAUUACCAGAAGUGGGAUUUGCCUGCAAACAACAUUACAGACACUCGAUUUGCUGUGCCAGGAAACCUUCCUGGACAUCUGAACUCCUUAAACUCACAUCCACACAAGCACUUGAGUCCUGAAUAAAGUGGCAUACUGCACUGUAGAUGCAGGCCCCUGACCAACUCCUUGGGCUUUUGUAGUACCCAUGAACUUACGAACUCAUCUCUUUAAUUCACCUCCCCCUGACCAAGAAAUCAGGUUUCUAAUCCCUUAGCCUGCAUUUACCCUUCUAUUAAGACCAGAUAAUAAAAGACAAUUUUCUAUGAAGUCACGGAACACAUUAGCAUAAUCUUGCAAUGGUUUCCUUCCACCUCUGAAUAAAUACGAACCCUAACCUUCCCCCAGUAGCCAACCUGGAGAUCCAUUCCUAGGUGUCAGAUUCUGCCUCUUUCCCUUGAAAAGAUCCCCCCCACCUUUAAAUCUCAAAACCUGUGCUUCUCUUUGGAUUAAAAAGUAAGGCAGCAUCUUGAGAAAUUCCAAGCAAAACAGAACCACCACCAGUGUUUGAGACACACAGCGUGCUCAAACUCAGCACUGUAGGUCCCCUCGGAAGAAUCUUUCUUUAGCUGUACGUCCAGUUUCCCUUGCCAAUGUGAGCCUUCGGGAUCCCCUCAGAAUAAGAAAGAGGGAGGUAGUGGGGAGAGGAAGGGAAAAAGAAGGAAGGAGAAGGAAAAGAAAAGAAACCAAGGCAGAGAGAUGUUCUAACUAGGUUUGUGUUUAGAUACUCCUCUUUUCACUUAAGGCUCCAGACAGACUUCUGGUGGGGAAUUCAUCUCUCUUUCCGUGUACGCAAAUGUGUGUCCCGCUGCCUGUCUCAGUCACCAAGGGGGCAUGAGCGCCAGCAGGCCUUCAGACAAGGGGGUAGAGCUCUAGGCUCUAGGCCAAGGUGCCGUGAGCCAGGGUCAGGAUAGACUUACCUACACCGUGACGGGACGGUAUCCUUGAGGGUCCCCCAGGCUCAACAUGAGCCGUGAACACAGCCGCCCAACGUGGGGCUGUGUGUUUUUCUAGCUGAGGAAUCUAUUUCUGAUCUGGGUUUCACUUCUCCCCAUUCAGUGUUUCUAUGAGGUACCGAAAUCACUGAUACCAGUUCUCUGAAGCUGAGCUCCAGAUCUGCUGGUUUUGCCUUCCCUUGACUCUGCCACCACAAAGAGAAGACCCCAUGUUCCACCACUCGGCCAGCACGCAUCCUCCACACACAUCCUCCUUCACAUAGGCUAUGUGAUGAGCCUGGGCGCCCUCUGUCCUCCCAGCCCAGCCCUUGCUUUGCCACACGUUAGUAAUGACCCAACUCCUGAGAUGGUUAAGUCCACCCAGUCCAAGCUUAUCUGCCGACCUGCCUGACUCUGCUGGGCUCUCUGCCGUUAGGGCACGCUUGAGCCUCAUGAAAUACAGUCGGGGACUCACCUGGUGAUACAAGAUGAUCUGAGAUAGUGUAACGUGCAGAACUCUCGCUGGUGUGUAUGAAUCGUCCACAUACUCGAUGAAAGCCCAUCGUAGGGAAAUCAGGUCUCUCCUGGAGUAAAAUGGAACAAAAUUGAAUAACUUUGAUGCUUUAAGAAAGUUCUCAGUUUUUCAUUACAUCCUUAUUUCUAAAGCCUGCUCUAGAUGCCUCGUUUUUGCACAGAAUAUUUCUCUAGUGGGUCAAGCCGGGGAUAAGUUGAGAGAUUCUUUAAUUUCUAAGCUCAGCUAUAAUACAUCUUAUGAGGUUGUAUUGAGAAAGGGGUGCAUGUGUAACAGGAGGGGAGCAGAAAGUCACCUACUUUGCUGAGAUUUUAUGAGAAGGUUAAGGAACGUUCACUGCUAUUUUUAUCAGUUUCAUGUCUCUUAUGUUUGAGAUCUUAAAGGCCCAGUGCCAGUGUAUGCAGAGAAUCGGGGUGAAGAGAGGCGUUUCCAUGCCUUGGGGUAGAUUCUUCCUCACUUGCUUCUCACCCAUCCUGUCUGUCCUUCCCCCCCUGGUUUCCAGAGCAUUGAGCACUUCCCUGGAGUUCCGGGAGAGGACUUUAUGCUGUAGGAAAGGAGGACAGUGGCCCCAUGCAAGUGGCCAGUCAGGGCAUGAUGGUUUAACUCCAGACAGGAGCCCCAUAGGGAAUCAGGUCCCGGUUUGGAUAACUAUAUAUCCACACUGAGACUCUUAUUUUAACAAAAGCCAAACGAGAUUAACUCAGGAGUUGCGACCUAACAUUUUCACAAGGCGAUCAGAGGAGAUCCCACGUUGAUAAACACUGCCUCUGUCGGGAGUGUUGUCUUUUUGAUUUUUGUUUUCUCCUCUCUGAACCACCCAGUCAUCAUAGGCAGGUCUAACCCAGCAAAGCAGCAGCCCGUGGUUUCUCUGCUGGCUCUAGUGGCAGGCUCAGCUGCAGCUUGCUGGAGCGACUGUCAGCUGCCAUGUGCUACAACUCACCCUGUCAGAGAUAUAGAUGUACCACUUGGGGGCAGAAAAGACUAGGAACGGAAAGAGCCGUCUUUGGUUUCUGAUGGCCGUCUUUUUCUUGAGUCCCUUCUGCUUUGAGCCUCUGAGGCUUAGGCAUCCCAGAGAGAUCACUCCAAGCCAAAGAUAACUGAUUCAUAGAUUGUCCCAACCUACCCAAGGGCCUGAAAAGCGGCUCUUAAAAUUCAAGCCAGUUAGUUAAGAAGCAAGAAUGGGACUCAGAGGAGAUCCUAUCACAUUGCUGGUGAGGCUGGGGUGUCCCCAGACUGCGCUUCUAUUUUUAUAGUCUUACUUCCUCCCCCCCAUGCUAAAAAUAGGGGGGCUGGUAUCUUGACCUUCUAAAUGCAAGAAGAGAUUUUAUAAUAAGUCAUGCUGUGAUGUAAAUAUAUUAUUGAGAUUGAUUUUAUUUUUGAUGUGGACCAUUUUUAAAGUCUUUAUUGAAUUUGUUACAAUAUUGAUUCUGUUUUAUGUUUUGGUUUUUUGGCCCUGAGGCAGGUGGGAUCUUAGCUCCCCGACCGGGGAUCGAACCCACACCCCCUGCAUUGGAAGGCGAAGUCUUAACCACUGGACCACCAGGGAGGUCCCUGAAUUCUUAUUUCUGGGGGUCUGAAAGAGCUGAGUAGAUCAGGUAAAAAGAGAUAAGGGGAUUUAUGGGGGUGUUUUUUGGAUUUUUUUGUUUGGUUAGUUGCACUUUUUGGUAAGAGACCUGCUCUAGAACAGCAAAGAAGGGUAAACGUGUGCUCUGCAUUGUUUCUGAAUUAGCUUCUCUUUAGGAAUUAAUUUCUGUCCAAUUUAAUGAUGUGAUAUUUAAGUCCAAAAUCUGAGGUUACACAGUACCAGCUCUAUUUUCUCUCUCUGGUUUCCUUUUUGUCUUCUUUCUCCUUCUAAGUCAGCUUCUGUCUCUCAUUUCUCUGUCUCUUCUCCUUUUAGGGACUUAACAUAUUAUCUAGAAGACUGAAAAACUCUGAAAACACAGGGAAAGCCAAGGAAAUAAUAGAAUGGAUACAGAAUUUUUCUAGGACAUCUUUAACCAAUAAAUACAAAAUUUAUGUCUUGAUGAAAAGAUAAAAAAGUUUAAAAAGGGCAUAGUAAUCUGGUAAAUGAAAAUUAUUGAAAGUCAAAAAUAAUAAAAUCUAUCCCAGCCUUCUGUACUAACCUGUGCCUUCAGCAGGGUAUCGCCUCUCUCUACUUUCUUUCCCUUAUUAGGAAAAUUAAAAUACUAAUGCUUGGCUAGGUCAUGGGUGUGUCAAGCGUUUGCAAGUAAGUUACUAACUCAUCAUUUAAAUAAAGCACUUAAGUCUCCACAAAUCAGUUUAGAAAACUCUUCACUCCCUAUAUCCCAUUUAGGACCUAUGACAUUCUUGGCAUUGCUGUAAGCAUUUUCUUUUUUUUUUU